AUGGCGGAAGAACGCGCUGUAUCAGCAGCCCCCGAAGUGUCUUCGCCGGCUCGGCCCCAAGCAGAGAACCCAAACCCGGCCGCCGCUGCUACUGCCGCUCCCACCGACACUCCCACCGGCGCCGACACCGUCACCACCACCGCCCCCCUGGAUGGCCAUCCUGCUCAGCAGGUCCAAGACGACGUUGACGCUCAGGAUGGCCACCCUGCCCAACAGAUCGAAGUCGACGACGAUACCAGCCAUGCGGAAGAUGGUUAUCAGACCGCCAGCGAGACUAGCUCGCGUGCAUCUGCAUCUCUGACCUCGAGCAUCCGCGACUACAACUUCGAGAACAGGCGCCGCUAUCACAAGUACAAGGAAGGGCAGUACCACUUCCCCAAUGACGACCCCGAGCAGGAGCGCGAGGACAUGAAGCACGCCAUGGUCGUACAUCUCUGCGGCGGCAGUCUUCAUAGCGCGCCCCUCGAGAACCCGCAAAAGGUCCUCGACGUCGGCACCGGCACUGGCAUUUGGGCCAUCGACAUGGGCGACGAGUACCCGGAGGCCGAUAUCAUUGGCAUCGAUCUGAGUCCGAUCCAACCCGACUUCGUCCCACCCAACGUGCAGUUCAUCGUCGACGAUGCCGAGGUCGAGUGGGUGUAUCCGGAUGACACGUUUGACUACGUACACCUCCGAAACAUGGCCCCAUCGAUCAAGAAGUGGCCAGAGCUGUUCGCAGAAGCGUACCGAGUCCUCAAGCCGGGCGGCUGGAUCGAGAUGCAGGAGAUGCGCUGGGUGUACGGCUGCGACGACGGCACCAUCGGCCCGGACUACGCGCCAGCGAAGAUGGGGGCCAACAUCAAAGAGGGCCUCGCGCGAUUGGGCGUCGAGAUGAACGCCGCCGAGAGCUACCCCACACGCGUCGAGAACGCCGGUUUUGUCAACCUCCAGCACGAGGUUAAGAAAGUCCCCGUCGGCCCAUGGGCGAAGGACAAUAACCUGAGAAAGAUUGGCGAUUACUGUCUGGCGGCGAUAUACGACGGCCUGCAUGCCAUCACCAUAGGGCCCUUCACCAGAGGCCUGGGUUGGUCCCCAGUUGAGGUUGAGGUUUUUCUGAUCCAAGUGCGCAAGGAUUUGCUCAACCCUGCUAUUCACGCACACGUUUACUUCCACUCUCUUUCGGCCCAGAAACCAGACGCACCCGAAAAUGAGUAA
Messenger RNA from Colletotrichum higginsianum IMI 349063, 1194 nucleotides. RefSeq names its product TAM domain methyltransferase. The record is from RefSeq and is a predicted model, not a curated record. The transcript is spliced from 3 exons. Bases 1 to 1194 code for a protein of 397 amino acids. Gene Ontology annotation, molecular function: methyltransferase activity. Lineage: Eukaryota; Fungi; Ascomycota; Sordariomycetes; Glomerellales; Glomerellaceae.